GGGAUUAUAUGUAAAGUUUAAAUUGUGACUGGGACUGCUUGCAAAAUUUGCUUUCUUUUCUAACCCUUUUCCCCCUUAAGAUCUGUUUUUCCGCUGCCUCUGGUGCGCGAAUCCUUCCUUGUAGGCGAAGAUCUUCUUCUUCUUCUUCUUGCAAUCCGAGUAAAAAAAUGGAAGGAUUUGAAGACUCCGAUCUCUUCUCGAUCGCGCUCUUAUCGCUCUACGUGAUGUGCCCGCUCACGGUGGCGUCGCUCCAGUUCCAGACGGCGCCCUACGGGAAGCAUGUCCAGCCGGGAUGGGGGCCGUCGCUGCCCGCGCCGCUCGCCUGGUUCCUCAUGGAGAGCCCUACGAUUUGGCUCACUCUCCUCCUCUACCCUCACGGCCGCAAUCGCUCCCACCCCGUCGCCCUCGCCGUCCUCUCCCUCUACCUUCUCCACUACGCCCACCGCACCCUCAUCUACCCCCUCCGCCUCCACUUCUCCUCCAGGAAAGCCACCGGCUUUCCCCUCCUAAUCGCGUUCUUCGCCUUCGCCUUCAACCUCCUGAACGCUUACCUCCAAUCCCGCUCCAUCUCCCACUACGCCGACUACACAUCUCAGCGGUGGGCUUGGCCGCGGGCGGCGGUCGGCGCGGCCAUUUUCUUCUGGGGCAUGGCGAUCAACAUCUCCUCGGACCUGGCGUUGGUGAGGCUCAAGGCGAAGGGGGAAGGGUACAAGAUACCCAGGGGAGGGUGGUUCGAGCUGGUCAGCUGCCCAAACUACACGGGGGAGAUGAUGGAGUGGCUGGGUUGGGCGGUGAUGGCGUGGUCGCCGGCGGCCCUGGCCUUCUUCCUGUACACUUGCUCCAACCUGGGACCCCGGGCGAGGGCCAGCCUGCAGUGGUACCGGGCCCAGUUCGGAGACGCCUACCCCAAAUCUAGGAAAGCAUUUGUGCCCUUCAUCUACUGAGCUUGCUUUUCACUGAGAACAAUAUCAGUUGUCUUUCUGUAUCACAAUCAACCUCAUCAUGAGAUGAGCCUGGUUGAUGAGUUUGCCAUAAAUUCUUCAAGUUCCUGAAGAAAACAAUCAUCAUUUCACUCUUAAA
Zingiber officinale is the source of this 1080-nucleotide messenger RNA. Its product is annotated as steroid 5-alpha-reductase DET2-like. The coding region runs from base 168 to 944 and encodes 258 amino acids. The record is from RefSeq and is a predicted model, not a curated record. NCBI's taxonomy places the organism in Eukaryota, Viridiplantae, Streptophyta, Magnoliopsida, Zingiberales, Zingiberaceae. Gene Ontology annotation, biological process: brassinosteroid biosynthetic process. The transcript has a single exon. Gene Ontology annotation, cellular component: membrane. Gene Ontology annotation, molecular function: 3-oxo-5-alpha-steroid 4-dehydrogenase activity.